AAUAAAUAGAGUUGGAUAGAGAUCACAAAGCACAAACAUUAUAGUUUGAAGACCAAUUCAACUAGAGCAUCACAAAUUAUGUCUAGCAUUAGCAUACCGAUAAUGAUCCUCCCCGACUUAGAGAGGAUGAGACGUUCAAAUGCGAUACAUUUCUCUCGUACUGCACCAGCCCCCCGCAUCCGAGUUUCUUGCUCGACAGAGGUAGAUGCUGAUCAAACCCGACGUUGUGGAAACUACCAGCCUUCUCUUUGGGAUUUCAAUUAUAUUCAGUCUGUUAACACUUCAUAUAAGGGGAAAAAGCAUUUGAAAAGGAGAGACGAACUGAUUUUGCAAGUGAAGAUGUUGCUAAAGGAAAAGAUGAAGCAUGUCCAACAGUUGGAGUUGAUUGAUGACUUGAAAUAUUUGGGACUGUCUUAUUUUUUCCAAGAUGAGAUAAGGCAGAUGUUAGAUUGUAUAUAUGAUGAUGAGGCCAAGUGUUUCCAUGACAAUGAAAGUGAUUUGUAUUUCACAGCUCUUGGAUUCAGACUUCUUAGACAACAAGGUUUUAAUGUUUCCCAAGAAGUAUUUAAUCGUUUCAAGAACGAGAAGGGUCGUGAUUUCAAGGAAAGCCUUGCUCGCGAUACGAAAGGAACGUUACAACUUUACGAAGCAUCAUUCCUUUUGACGGAAGGUGAAGACAUGUUGGAGCUAGCAAGACAGUUUUCCACAAAAUGUCUGCAGAAAAAACUUGACGAAGGUGUUAGUGAGGAAAUUGACGAUAAUAUGUCAUCGUGGAUUCGCCAUUCUUUGGAUCUUCCUCUUCACUGGAGGAGUCCAGAACUUGAUGCAAGAUGGUUCUUAGAUGCUUACGCGAAGAGGCCAGAUGCGAGUCCACUUGUUUUUGAGCUCGCCAAACUCGACUUUAAUAUUAAGCAAACAACAUAUCAAGAAGAACUCAAAGAUGUCUCAAGGUGGUGGAGUAAUUCAUGCCUAGCUGAAAAGCUCCCAUUUGUUAGGGAUAGGAUUGUGGAAUGCUACUUUUGGGCAGUUGCAUUGUUUGAGCCUCGUCAAUAUGAAUAUCAAAGGAAAAUGGCAGCCAUUAUUAUUACUUUUAUCACAAUUAUAGAUGAUGUUUAUGAUGUGUAUGGCACAUUAGAUGAAUUGCAACUUUUUACUGACACAAUCCGAAGAUGGGACAUUGAAUCAUUAAGCCAACUUUCUUAUUACAUCCAAGUUUGUUAUUUGGCACUAUACAACUUUGUGUCAGGGUUGGCAUAUGAUAUUCUCAUAGAUCGACAUUUCAUCACUAUACCAUAUUUACAAAAAUCGUGGUUAAGCUUGGUUGAAGGAUUUUUUAAGGAGGCUCAAUGGUAUUACAGUGGUUAUACACCAAGCUUAGAAGAAUAUCUCAACAAUGCUAAAGUUUCAAUUUCGUUGCCAGCGAUAAUAUCCCAGCUUCAUUUCAUAUUACCAAACUCGAGCACCGACAAAAGGGUCAUCGAGAGCUUGUACGAAUAUCAUAACAUACUUAACCUCUCAGGAAUGAUUUUAAGGCUUGCUGAUGAUCUUGGGACUACACAGUUUGAGCUGAAGAGGGGUGAUGUGCCAAAAGCAGUCCAGUGCUACAUGAAGGAGAAAAAUGUUUCGCAGAAAGAGGCGCAAGAGCACGUUAGGUUUUUGUUAAGGGAGGCGUGGAAGGAGAUGAACACAGCCAUGGUGGCCGGUUGGCCUUUGACGGAUGAUUUGGCAGAGGCUGCAGCUAAUCUUGGAAGAGCGGCACAAUUUAUAUAUCUAGAGGGAGAUGGACAUGGUGUCCAACACUCGAAAAUACUACAACAAAUUGAUGGCUUAUUGUUCGAUCCAUAUGUAUAAUUUAUAAUACAACAAAACUCUUGUGUUGGAUAUUAGUGUCAUCUUGCUAUAGUUCAAAUACUGUAACCGAUGUAGCAAGUCAUAAUCCUCAACCACAAACUACGUGAUCAACCAAAAUUUCUCUGUGUUUUUCCCAAGU
This is a messenger RNA of Salvia hispanica, 1990 nucleotides long. Its product is annotated as (+)-sabinene synthase, chloroplastic-like. The record is from RefSeq and is a predicted model, not a curated record. Gene Ontology annotation, biological process: diterpenoid biosynthetic process. NCBI's taxonomy places the organism in Eukaryota, Viridiplantae, Streptophyta, Magnoliopsida, Lamiales, Lamiaceae. Gene Ontology annotation, molecular function: terpene synthase activity; magnesium ion binding.